Anoplopoma fimbria (sablefish) is the source of this 1601-nucleotide messenger RNA. Its product is annotated as C-type lectin domain family 9 member A-like. The transcript is spliced from 7 exons. Bases 232 to 1029 code for a protein of 265 amino acids. Lineage: Eukaryota; Metazoa; Chordata; Actinopteri; Perciformes; Anoplopomatidae. The record is from RefSeq and is a predicted model, not a curated record.
UUCAUGGGGAAGUGUUCUGUCUUUACCGAUUAGGUGAGUCAUACUUUCUGGACACUUUUAGGUCUGGGAGAAUUUGUGGGUUUUUUCAUUUUCAAACAGAAAAUGUUGACACAUUUCAUCUGCAUUAACGUCUGACGACAAAAGGUUACAUAACUCAGUUGUCAGUUGACCAGCCGGGUCUGAAAGACUUUCCAGGCAAAUCGAAAUUUAGAGAAACAGAAGAGAGGAGGCAUGGAGAUGCAGGAUAUCACCAAGGAGGUGGAAAGAAGCAAAGAAGAUGAAGGAGCAAGUGAACCGAUGCUGGAGGUCAAAACUGAAGAGGAAGGAGAACCAGACCACUACUCUAAGCUACAAAUUCCAUCAGAGGACAUCUAUUCGGAAGCUGUAUAUGGUGGAACUCCGGUCAAAACAAGAUCAGGCAAACAGACUGAGGGAAACACACGUCUGUACCGUGCCGGAUGUUUAUUCCUCACCAUAAUCUGCCUGGUGCUGCUGCUGGUAAUCAUUAUCCUCAGUGUGAAACUCCAAACUGGCUCCACAGUGUGCCAUGAGAGAGCAGAAACUACAGCAGCAGACAGCGAGGGUCCUCCGUUUGCCCCAAGGUGCAGCCAUGAAGAGUGCAUGGCUCUAUUCCCCGACACUCUACCCCAACGUACGGGAUGUCAGCAGUGCAAUGCCGGGUGGCUGCCUUAUGGCCGGUCGUGUUUUUACUUCUCCGCCUUCAGGCUGAGCUGGGCCAACAGCCAGAAGAACUGCACCACCAGUGGAGGAGCUCUGGCUGUUGUUACCAGCCGGAAAGUUCAGAAUUUUCUGACUGGGAACCAGAAAACCAAUUACUGGAUCGGGCUGAGACAAAAAGGAGCCACAUGGACCUGGGUCAACAACGAUGUGCUGCAGGAGAGUUACUGGGCAGAUUCUACACCAGAUGGAGAUUGUGGGAUCCUCAGUGGUAGAAAACCACCUGAGAAGAACUGGAUGAAAGCUUCCUGCGAAGCCGUCACCUACUACAUCUGUGAAGUGCAGCUCUGACAGCAUAUAUCUCUAUAACAGAGUAAUGAGCAAACCAAUCCUCUGUCAACAAGCAUCAACUCCUCCAUAACAUUUCAAAUCAUAUCUCUUUCCACUUUAAUCAGGAAUAUCCAGCAAAGAAAGAUAAUGAAGCUUUUUAGAUGAUAGUUUUAUAUUUAACGCUUGAAGAGCUGUUUAGUCAGAUUGUUUUAUAAUAUUAUAUAUAAAUAUACAUAUAUAUAAUCAUACUUUUGUGUAGAAUUCUGCCGCCUACUUUGUAUUAUAUCAUGUCAGUUAUGCUUAUAGGCACUUAUAAGCAAUAAUCACUACGUUACUCUUAUCUACUGUAUGAUUCUGUUAACUGCUGUCUGACUUCCACAAAUGAUGUCCAGUAAGUUUGUUUUAACAAAGUUUUAUUCUCAUAUAAAAACGUUCAUGCAUCUACACAAUAAGUUGAAUGUCUAUGUUUCACUUUAUUUUAGCUUAGCUUACAUUACUGCUACACAUGCUUUAUAUUGCUAGAAAAAUAACACACUCUUCUUUAGCAUAAUACUGCAGGAAAUAAUUGCACAGUUGAAUAUAAAGACAGAUUG